UCACAGAACCCCAUUUCUCUCUCACAAAAAGGAAAUGGAAGAAGCGUUUAGAAGAAUGAACGGGUUCUCUCAUGCAUCCGAACCCGACUUGAUCACUGACCCUCCAAGCAAGUCAACAACCGCCGCCACCAACAAGCGUGCGCUGAGAGACACGGCGGCAGCCGCUGCCUCGGGCGCAAUGAGAUACCGCGGCGUGCGACGCAGGCCUUGGGGUCGUUACGCGGCGGAGAUCAGAGACCCGCAGUCCAAAGAACGACGCUGGCUUGGGACCUUCGACACGGCAGAGGAAGCCGCCUGCGCCUACGACUGCGCCGCUCGUGCCAUGCGCGGUGUCAAGGCGCGGACCAACUUCGUCUACUCUUCUUCCCCGCCUACCGACGUCGUCGCUGACCAUCCUUUCCCUCAUUUCAGCUUCCACAAGCAUUCUCACCCGUCUGCCAAAACCCGUAACGGCUACGGUGGCGCCAACCACUCUCCUAGUUGGAAUUCCGUACCGUUCUCGCAGUAUCCAUCUCCUAAUCAGAACGACGGCUACGGCGGCGCUCCCACUCCUGCUGCAACAUCUUUCAACAUGCCCUUCCUCCAGAAUUUCAUGAAAUAUUCCUCACCAAACCCAUCUCCCGUUUACAAUAACCAGUUUCCGUACAAUAUCAACGGCUCUUCUUCAGCAUCUUUGGUCAACACCACCUCUUACGGUCAACGCCAUGAAACCAACAUCCCCGGAAGUACUAAGUUCCCUAUUGGUUCAUCUUCUUCCAUGGCUACUGCUCCUACUUCUACUACUACAACUCUUCCCUUCAUAGAUAUUACUUCACCUCCUCCCACAAAACCCACCUCCCACGACUAUCAACACGACUACUCCUCAGACUUCUUCCCCACGGAGCCGGCGUAUUCCGGGCUGUUAGAGGAGGUGAUCCAUCGCUUCUUCCCAAAACCCACCAAAAAAUCAUCAAACGACGAUCCCAUAUCGACUCAAGACUACGGCCAUCCUUCCAGUUCCAUUCAAACGGCUUGCUUUGACGGGUCUUCAACGAGGACAGUCGGAGGGUACUCAAAAAAUGAGCAGAGUCAGGUAAAUGUUUGUUACAAUUUCCACGAGCUGCUGCCGCUGCCUCAGCCGCAGCAGCAGCAAGGAAACAGUCUCAACGGACUAAUGGAUCAUCACCAACAGCAAGUGUCACAGCCACAGGCAGCACCGGUCUACAACGAUCACGUGCCGUUCAACUUCCAGAUGGGUGGCGGCGCAGAUCACUCCAUGGGAAUGGAUAACAUGUUUCAAUACCCUGAGUUUAUGGGUGGGUUCGCAGCCAGGGUCCAGAACUAAUAAUAAUUCCUAGCUUCCCUAAAAUGCUCUCAUAUGAUAAGGUAGCUUUAUAAGAUAGCUACAUAAAAGGGAAAAAAAAUGGUAUGGAUCUAACCAGUUUGCAUGUAAUCUUUAUCGUGUUCUUCCCAUUUGAACUUAGGGUUUCUGUCUUUAAUUCUUAUUUUUAAGAAGGUUGGCGGAAACUGUUUCUGUUUUUAGUUUUUAGUUAGUCAUGAGGAACAGAAAGGAAGAGAAAAAAAAGAUUGUA
This is a messenger RNA of Pyrus x bretschneideri (Chinese white pear), 1571 nucleotides long. Its product is annotated as ethylene-responsive transcription factor ESR1-like. NCBI's taxonomy places the organism in Eukaryota, Viridiplantae, Streptophyta, Magnoliopsida, Rosales, Rosaceae. The coding region runs from base 35 to 1324 and encodes 429 amino acids. Gene Ontology annotation, molecular function: DNA-binding transcription factor activity; DNA binding. The transcript has a single exon. Gene Ontology annotation, biological process: regulation of DNA-templated transcription. The record is from RefSeq and is a predicted model, not a curated record.